AUGGGCUCGAGUACUAAGCGUGAAAUUGCCCAUAAUUUUUCUCCCCAUGGUAUCAUAUAUAAAGAUGGCAGCAUAGAUAGACUAAGUGGCAACGAAAUUGUCCCCCCUUCUCUUGAUCCCAAAUCCAAUGUCCUUUCCAAAGAUGUUGUCUAUUCACAAGAGGAAAAUCUUUCUUCUAGACUUUUCCUUCCAACAAGCGUUGAUGCUAGCCGAAAGCUCCCUCUUCUACUUUACUAUCAUGGAGGAGGCUUUUGCAUUGAAACUCCCUUCUCACUUACUUACCAUAGCUACCUCAAGACACUAGUUGCCGAGGCUGAAAUUAUUGCCGUCUCGGUUGAUUACAGGAGAGCCCCAGAACAUCCGAUCCCCAUCCCGUACGAUGAUUCAUGGACUGCCCUUAAAUGGGCCGCAUCUCAUGUCAACGGAGACGGUCCUGAAGAGUGGCUAAAUAUUCAUGCUGAUUUCGGCAGGGUGUACUUCGCUGGAGAUAGUGCUGGCGGUAAUAUAGCCCAUCACAUGGCCAUGAGAUACGGUCAAGAGAGAUUACCUGGUAUCAAUGUCGCAGGGACGGUUCUAAUACAUCCUUAUUUCUGGGGCAAAGAACGUAUUGGCAACGAGGUUAAUGAAAGAGAGGCAGUACGAGAAGGGCUUGAUGCUAUGUGGCAUGUCGCGUGCCCUACGACUAGUGGAUGCGACGAUCCCUUGAUUAAUCCAAUUAAGGAUGCAACAUUGCCUAGCCUGGGGGGCUCCAAGAUGCUUGUUUUCAUAGCUGGGAAUGAUGUGUUGAGGGACAGGGGGUGGCUGUAUUAUGAGACCUUGAAUAAGAAUGGAUGGGGCGGAAAGGUUGAGAUCAUGGAGGCCAAAGAAGAGGUUCAUGUUUUUCAUUUGUCCAAUCCUUCCUCCGUCAAUGCCGUCGCUAUGCGUAGAAAAUUUGUCUCUUUCAUCCACGAAGAAAGAUAG
Populus euphratica (Euphrates poplar) is the source of this 960-nucleotide messenger RNA. RefSeq names its product probable carboxylesterase 12. Gene Ontology annotation, molecular function: hydrolase activity. Lineage: Eukaryota; Viridiplantae; Streptophyta; Magnoliopsida; Malpighiales; Salicaceae. The transcript has a single exon. The record is from RefSeq and is a predicted model, not a curated record. Bases 1 to 960 code for a protein of 319 amino acids.